Ficedula albicollis (Collared flycatcher) is the source of this 3055-nucleotide messenger RNA. RefSeq names its product AN1-type zinc finger protein 5-like. Bases 239 to 862 code for a protein of 207 amino acids. NCBI's taxonomy places the organism in Eukaryota, Metazoa, Chordata, Aves, Passeriformes, Muscicapidae. The transcript has 6 exons. Gene Ontology annotation, molecular function: zinc ion binding; DNA binding. The record is from RefSeq and is a predicted model, not a curated record.
CCGGAUCCCCCGCUUCCCGGGGCUGCCCUGGCUGCGAGCGCCCGAGGAGAGGCCGGUUCGGGCCGGGAGGAUCCCGCUGUGGGGAUGGGAGCGCUGCUCUGAGCUCUGCCAGGGACCCCCGGGUGCGGAGCCGAGACCCGCAUCCCCCCGCUGAGGACGAGGAGGGAUAAACCAGAGCGGAUCCGGUUCCGUCCCACGGGAGCGCUCCUGGCAGGCUCGGUGCCUGAGAGGAGCGAGGAUGGCUCAGGAGACGAACCAGACGCAGGUGCCUCUGCUGUGUACCACAGGCUGCGGCUUCUACGGCAGCCCCCGGACCAACGGGAUGUGCUCCGUGUGCUACAAGGAGUUCCUGCAGAGGCAGCAGAGCAGUGACCGGAUAAGCCCUCCAGCACCCAGUGGUCCCAGCAGCAGCCCCAUGGCUCCCGAGCCGAUCGCAGGACAGCGUGCCGAGGGAGACUCCACACCUGAGGAUGCAAAGGCCAGCGCUCAGACUCCUGUGACCCAUCAGAUGACAGCCAUGAGCAUAUCCAGAGAGGAAACUAGCAACGAGACAGAGGAAUUCAGCAAGACAGAUGAAGCCUCAUCAGCUUCUGCCUCAUCAGGUACCCUGCUUGAGAUAUCUGAGAACACGGCUGAGGGCAAGACGGCUUCGGAAAAACCGAAACCGAAGAAGAAUCGCUGCUUCACCUGCCGGAAGAAGAUUGGGCUGACUGGCUUCGACUGCCGCUGCGGGAACCUGUUCUGUGCCAUUCACCGGUACUCUGACAUGCACGCCUGCCCCUAUGACUACAAGGCAGAAGCUGCCGAGAAGAUCCGCAAGGAAAACCCCAUCGUUAUCGCCGAGAAGAUCCAGAAGUUGUGAAGGGGUCUGAGCAGAUCGAACUGCAGCCAGGCUGCCUGGUGCUCCUCCCCUUCCUCCCAGCCUUCCUCCUCCUCCUCCCAGCCCCUGCGGCGGUGCGAGGGUGACUCCAGCAGCGCACACAAACCCGCACCUGGACGUGGGGACUCCUCGCACCUCUGGCAGUCAGUUGGUGUUUCCUCCUCUCCCCUCCUGCCUGUCUGACAGCCACAGCUCAGCUGAUGUGUUCUCAACCAGCUUCCCAAAGGAAAGGGACCGUCCUGCCCCGCUGCUCCAGCGCUAAGACCUUCAGACUUGCCUCUUGCCGGACGGUUUGCAGGCGUGAGCGGCCAGGCUCUGCCGGGCAGCCUUUCCCUUCCCGGCAGCUGCAAACCACCCAGGACUUGUGGCCACAGUCCCUGAGCAGCUGCUGGACUCUGUUCCCUCUGCCUGUAAUCCCGGGAGCUGGGGGAUCCUGGCAGCCAGGCUGCCGUCUGCUCCCCGGGAGGUGUUUGCUCUCAGAUGCAGAAAAGUUGAUUCGGUAGUUCCAACACCCCAGACCCCUCUCCCCACCCUCUGUUGAUGCUGUUGGAGAAGCACCAAGGGGGUUGAGCAGUGAUGCUGGCACAGGGAAGUUAUUUUAUGGCUUGAAGUGAUGUGGGCCGGGCAGGACCUUCCAGGAGGUUCUGCUCGCUGCCUUGUGCCUCUCUCUGCAGGGAGGGAGCCCUGCUCCAGCCUCCUGCUUCAGCACCCCUGGUAACCCCAGCUGCUUUCCCAGCAAGGUGUGUGUCCCUCAGCGCUGCCUGUGCCUGCUCUCCUCUCUCCCGUCUUUCCUCUUCCCUUUCUCCUCUCCCUUCUCUCCUCUCUCCCUGCCUUCUGCCUUACACGAGUCACUCUCAUCAGGGUUGUGCACAAAGCUCAGGUCUCCACACCUCUGCUUCUGGACCUGUCCCUGCAUCAAGGUGACAGUGGGGUCCCCUCUUCCUGUGUGGGCCAUGCUGGUAUUGGGGAGAGCUUGGGGAGCCCACCCAGCUGCACUCCUCUGCCAGACAGAGGGAACUGGGGCACAGGGAAAGUCACAUGGAGGGUCCCAGGGUGCCCAGAAGUCCAGGCAGGCCCUCAGAAACACCCAUGGAGAGACCCAGGGAGCCAGGGAGAGGUGCUUGGAGGGCUCUGGGCUCACUGAGAGACUCAGAAUUCCCUGAGGUGCUGGAAGGCCCAGGGAGGGCUCCAGGGCACGAGGGAAGGCAGAAGGAGAACUUUGGGGUACAGUGAACAUGCUCAGAGGCCUCAAGCACCCCAAAAGGCACUUGGAAGGCUCUGGGGGUGCACACACUCACACACACAGGAAGGGAGGUGUAGGAAAAGCCAAACGCCAUCUCAGUACCACUCCAGAACCCGGGGGGCUCUGUUGGGAGGACCUGGGGCUUAGGGAUGCAGACAAAGCAGGCAGAGGCUCCUGGGGCACAGCCACAGGCACUUCCUGGGAACACCCAGAGCAGGGCUGUGACCAUGGGGCUCUGGCUGUCACAAGCAGAGAAACCCAGAUGUGUCCCGGGGGACAAGCAGCAGCCUCUGUCCCACUGCUGGCCAUCCCACGCUUUGGAAGCGUUUCCCUUGCUGUUGGAGGGCAGAGCUGCAGGGCCCAGCUGGGGAAAUCACAGCAGCUCCUUCCUUCCAAGGGCUGUUUUCCUGCCCUGCUUGUGGCAGUUGUGCCCAGGUUCUGGUAGGGAGAUCCUUCUGAGUGUUUGAUUUUUGCAGUCUGCUCCAGCCACAGCAGUGUGUGCUCUGUGCCAGCUGCCAUCCUGUGGUGGUACUGGUAGCAUCUGAACAUCCCAAACUGAUGCAAAUCCCCACUUGACCACAGAGAGGAGGGAGGCUGCUUCCUGCCAGCCUUUUCCUCAGGUUUUUCCUUCUGGAUAACAUUGACAUUCUGGCUGUAGCAUGCAAGUGGCUGCACGUGUUACCCCUGGACACACCUGGGCCAGGUGCAGAGCUGGUACGUGGCCAGGCUGGGUUUGCCACGGAGCUUUUGGCUGAGGAUGAUCCCUCACUCUCAGGGGAAGCAGGAAUUGCAGCCACCAGCCCCGAGGAAGUGCAGCAGCUCCCAGGGAUCUGGGAAAGCCCAGAGCCGCCUGCUUCUCCAGCACUGCCCUUUUUCCUGUUCCUUCCUCCCUGUCCGUGAGUGUAAAUACAACACAGUCUAGUUUGCUUGGA